AUGAGUAGUGCCCCGUCUCAACAUUUACCCGCCGAUCGCACAGAAUGGGAGAAGGCUGUCAAGGGACACGAGCUAGAUAAGGAAACUAUUCAUGGGGCUGAGUUAGUCUCAGGAUCAAAGAUAGGCUACAAACAGUUCUUACUCCUACGUGUCCUCUGGAAAGUACAAAGUUCACUCAAGACACUACCAGAGAGAAUCAAGAGACUGAUUCCGGACGCCACCGCGAUGUUGGAAGACUAUCCCUCAUGGAAGACAUACUGUAAUGGUUUCGGCAUGUCCAUCAACCCUGAGGGGAAUUUCACUAUCGUUCGUUAUUACCAGCAGAUGGCUGCACGCACCAAGGGAAUCAUAAGACCUAGCACUUUCGAUACCCCAAUUGCUUUACGGACUCGCAAUAAGCUCAAGGAGAAGGUCUUUGAUGUCUCCAAACUGCAACUUAAUUCUCCGAAAACUCCGUCCACGAACCCAAAAGAUCCGCCAAAGACACCAGAGUCGAAUUCGGAUGAUGACGACGAUGAUGAUGAUAGCCUUGUGUAUGAUCAGGAGGAGCCAGAAUUCAUCACUCCAGCUGCUCAGGUGCCCAAAGAGCUUCGGGGGCAGUUGUUUCCGCCCACGAAAGAUGAGCAAAUCGUGAAUACUGCUCUUGUGGAGGCCAGUUUCGAGGCCAGAACAGACGGAUACUUGGACGAUGGCAACGAAAAUGCUUAUGCACUUAUCGAGGUUAAGCCAGUGAUUAGAAGCUCAAAACCAAGUCUGAUCCAGAUGCAAGAAAGUGCCCAAAUGGUAGGGUGGCUGAUGAACAAUGGUGACACGGAUAUUGAACGAUUAGGGAUUCAUAUUUCUCAGAAUAGGCAUGAGAUAUUCCUGACGAUUGCCGAGUAUGACGAUGACUACGUUGCGUAUCUCAAGAAUAAGCCACCUAAGAGUCAAAACAGAGGAGCUAGAAACUGA
Messenger RNA from Aspergillus costaricaensis CBS 115574, 951 nucleotides. RefSeq lists its product as uncharacterized. The coding region runs from base 1 to 951 and encodes 316 amino acids. NCBI's taxonomy places the organism in Eukaryota, Fungi, Ascomycota, Eurotiomycetes, Eurotiales, Aspergillaceae. The record is from RefSeq and is a predicted model, not a curated record. The transcript has 4 exons.